UUCCCAUUUUGUGGGUUCUGGUAGAGUUGUUGGAUAAGUAGACCAGUAUACCAAUCAGGUCGCGCACCUGGUGCUAAUAGCUUAGUUUGCGAUCUCUCCAUCGGUUCUCGCCAUGGCCUCCACGGAGCAGCAAGAACACGCAGUGGCGCUGCUUGACCCCAAGGUAGCAGAAGAAGAAGUAUACACAACGGAUGGGUCUCUUGACAUCGAUGGCAACCCGGCGCUGAAGCAUCGCACUGGUGGAUGGAGAGCAUGCCGCUCGAUUCUUGGCACCGAGUUCUGCCAAUGCCUGGCCUACUUCGGGAUGACGAUCAACCUCGUCACCUACCUCACCACCGAGCUGCAUCAGAGCAAUGUCGCCGCCGCCAAGAACGUGUCCACGUGGCAGGCCACCUGCUUCCUCACGCCGUUGGCCGGAGCCAUCGUCGCCGAUUCCUACUGGGGAAAGUACCACACCAUGGUGGUCGGCUGCUGCAUCGGCGUCGCUGGCUUGCUCAUGGCGUCUCUCUCAGCGCUUCUGCCGCUGCUGAUCAAGAACAUUUCGACUCUGGCCAUGGCUUCAGCUCAAGAAUUCGUCUUGUUUCUCGGCCUGUACAUGAUCGCUUUCGGGGUGGGCGGGCUCCGGCCGUGCCUGAUGUCCUUCGGCGCCGACCAGUUCGACGCCGGCGACCCAUCGGAGCGCAAUAGCAAGGGCUCCUACUUCAACUGGUACCUAUUCACCAUGAACUGCGCCUCCGUGAUAUCCACCACCGCCAUGGUGUGGUUGCAGGACCACUACGGGUGGGCCCUGGGCUUAGCGAUUCCGGCGAUGGUUCUCGCCGUCGGGCUGUCCUUCCUGGUCGCCGCGACGCCGGCGUACAGGUUUCAGCGAAACCGUGGGAGCCCUUUCACAAGAGUCUGCCAGGUCGUCGUCGCCGCCGUCCGCAAGUUCAACGUCGCGCCGCCGGCCGACGUCGCCCUUCUCUACGAGGUGCCGGAGGACGACUGCUCCAUGGAAAGAGUUAAGAGGAUCAAACACACCGAUGAUCUCCAAUUCUUCGACAAGGCCGCCGUCGUGACGGCGUCGGAUGAGGAGGCGGCGGGCGAUCCGUGGAGGCUUUGCAGCUUGACGCAGGUCGAAGAGCUCAAGAUUCUCGUCAGGAUGCUGCCUCUGUGGGCGAGCAUUGCCUUCUUCUACACCGGGACGGCGCAGGUCAAUUCGAUGUCCGUCGAGCAGGGCAUGGCGAUGGACGCCCGCGUCGGCUCCCUCCGCGUCCCGCCGGCCUCGCUGGCAACCUUCGAGUUGCUCACCUCCAUGGCACUGAUCCCGCUGUACGACCGCGCGUUCGUGCCGGCGGCGAGGAGGCUCGCCGGGAGGGAGAAGGGCAUUCCCGACCUGCUGAGGAUCGGCGCCGGGCUCACCAUGGCCGUGCUCGCCAUGGCCGCCGCGGCGCUGGUCGAGACGAAGCGCGCCCGCGCUGCGCGGAUGGGAAUGGAGAAGACGAGCAUCGUGUGGCAGGUGCCGCAGUACGCGGUGAUGGGCGUGGGCGAGAUGCUCGCCUCCGCCGGGCAGCUGGACUUCUUCUACAGCCAGGCGCCGCCCGCCAUGAAGACGGUGUGCAUGGCGCUUGGUUUCCUCGCCGUCGCGGCAGGGGUAUACCUGAGCUCGCUCGUCCUGACCGCCGUGUCGUGGGCGACGGCGACCGGAGGCCGGCCGGGGUGGAUCCCCGACGACCUCAACGAGGGGCACCUUGAUCGCUUCUUCUGGAUGAUGGCCGGACUCGGCUGCCUCAAUCUGGUGGCGUUCACGAGCUGCGCCAUGAGGUACAAAUCAAGGAAGGAUUGUUAAGUUUUGAGGGCUUGUUUGGGAGGCUUCUAAAGUUGUAAUCCUGCCCCAUGCAGUGGUUAUCCCGGUACGAGGAUUAUUGUGGUUUCAAGAAUGGAAAAGGUUACUGUAUGUAAUAACCGCGUGGUUUUGCUAACCGUACCCCCAACACCAUCACUUUUGUUUUCA
Messenger RNA from Oryza sativa Japonica Group (Japanese rice), 1993 nucleotides. RefSeq names its product protein NRT1/ PTR FAMILY 8.3. The record is from RefSeq and is a predicted model, not a curated record. NCBI's taxonomy places the organism in Eukaryota, Viridiplantae, Streptophyta, Magnoliopsida, Poales, Poaceae. Gene Ontology annotation, biological process: transmembrane transport. Gene Ontology annotation, cellular component: membrane. Gene Ontology annotation, molecular function: transmembrane transporter activity.